Lathyrus sativus (Indian pea) is the source of this 312-nucleotide messenger RNA. The record is from the annotation of a GenBank genome assembly. Lineage: Eukaryota; Viridiplantae; Streptophyta; Magnoliopsida; Fabales; Fabaceae.
AUGGCAGGUCUUCAACAAUACAACUUUUUUCCCACCGAUCUCUUCUACCCUCGUCCGCAACCACAACCAUCUACUGCUUCUUCUCCCACCGUGCUUCCUCUCCAGACUCCAAACACUCAAGAUCAUUCUCAGACUCAACAGCAGCAACAACAACAAUCAGCUACUACCAUGAUCAAACCCACCCCUUCAACUUCUUCUUUGGUUUAUACCCACAAGACACAAUCUUUUGAUGUUAUUGACAAUAACAAAUCUAAAUUGUCACCAAACCCACUUUCUUAUAUGGUUUGGAUCGAUGAAGAAGAUGAAGAAUAG